AUGAAUUAAAUUUAGUAAGACACUGAAGGGCCAAUCUCAAAAUUAAAUCAGUUAAUGUUAACAGAUGAACCUAUUGGUGAAAUUUAAGAUUUUCUCAAUUAUUCAUUAUCAGAUGGAUAUUUCUCAAUUUAAGGUUCAAAAGUCAACACAAAUAACAAUAUACCAAGUUAAAGUUCUAAACAUAAAGGUAAUGAAACAAAAAGAGUUACAUUUGAUUCUUCUAUUAAUAGUCCAACAACAAAAUUUUUGAUGAAUCGCAAAAGCUAAAAAUCUUCAGAUCCUCAACAAUUACAACAUCAAUAACAAUAAAUAUUUAGUGUAAUCUAAUUUUGUUUUAUCAAACGAUUUAUUAACAGAAUAAGUUGGAAAAAGAAAAUCAACUCAUAAUUCAACCUUUAUUAAUACAACAUUAUUUAAGAUUUAGGGUCUUCUUUCAAUUUAAAACUCUUUCGUGAUAGUGCAUUGAAUUUGAAACCUAUGAUCAGUUAAUUUAGUUAAUCUUCAGAAGGGUUAUAAUAAAUUAUCAAAAAAAAGUAAAGAAUUGUUUUUCUAUAAAUAAUAGAGAAUUAUCUAAAAAAAUAAAAAAGUAAAUUACACAUCUAAAGACAUGCAAGGAUAAUUUAAUUAAAAAGAUUCAAUAAGAAAUGGAAAAGAUUCCAUUAAUUACACCUGAAUCACGUUUAAAAAUAGUAUGGGAUUGUGUUGUAAUGUUAAGUAGACUCUAUUUUCUAUUUACAAUACCAAUUGAUUUAGCAUGGAAUAAAUAUAAGAUUAUAUAUGGAGAACUCUAUAUUCCAACAAUUCUUAUGAUUCUCUUAUUAGUUUUUGAUUUCAUCUUAAGUUUUAAUAGUUCAUUUUAUUAAUUUGGAUAAAUAGUAAGUAAUAGAGCAACUAUUGCUAAGAAUGUAAUCAGUAAAAGUUAUGGUUUGGAAGCAAUAUCAAUAUUAAUUUUAAUUAUAUAUGCUAUAAUUUCUAAUUCAACUUAAUCAUAAUUUAAUCUGUUAGCAGAAUGGUGGGAUUUAUUAAUGUUAUUGUUUUAUGUAUAAUGUAGAAAUAUUCCAAAAUUGAUUAGUUAAAUUGAAGAAACUCUAAAUUUAUCAAAGCCUAGUAGUUCUUUAUUGGAAUUAUUUAAAUUAUUAUUAGUAUUAUUCUUUGUUUUACAUUGUUACUCAUGUCUUUGGUAUUUUGUAAUUUAUUAAUUUAAUUAUUUAUUUAGGUUGGUUAUUAUAGUUAUUUAUAUUCAGAAAAAGGAAGUUGGUUAGAGUUUUACCAUGUAGAACAUGAAACAUGGUAAGUACAAUAUUUGUAUUCAUUUUAUUUCUCAACAGUUACAAUGUUUACUAUUGGUUAUGGAGAUGUUGUACCAAUUAGUUAUUUAGAAAGAGUUAUUGCCAUUCUUUAUAUGAUGAUAUGUAGUAUUCAAUUAAGUUACAGUGUUAGUACUGUUGGUGCUAUAAUUGAUACUAUUUCUGCUUAUGGAUAAGAGAAGAUGAGAAAAAUGAGAAAGAUAAAUUCUUAUAUGUAAAAUAGAAAGAUUGAAUAUUAAUUAUAAUAUUAAAUUAGAGAAUACUUAAAUUAUUAUUGGGAAUCAUAAAAUUAAGUUGAAAAUGAUGAACUUAAUGAAAUUAUUAAUUAAUUAUCAGAAAAUCUUAAAGAAAAAUUAAUGAAUCAAUCAAAUUCUUUAAUUUUAAAUGAAUGUCCAUUAUUUUAACAUAAUUUUAGUGAUGCUUUAAAAUCAAAAUUAGUUAAUAAAAUAAAAUAAGCAGUUAUUUAACCUGAAAAUAUUAUAAAUUUUGAUUCACUAUUUCCUCAAUUACCACCAGGUUAAUUAUUUGUUUGUUUUGUUGAAUUUGGAGAAAUUCAAAUCUUUAUUCAAAAUGAUUCUAUUGAUUAAGUCCUUGAUAACCCAUAGAUUGCUGAAGUAUUUAAGGUUGGUAAAGGUUCUAGCUUAGGUAUUAUAAGUUUUAUAAGUGGUAAACAAUCAUAAGAAAGAUUCAGGAGUGUUGGAUUUUCAAAAUUGCUUUUACUUUCUAGAGAUGACUUUUUAAAAGUAAUAUAAGAUUUUCCAGAAGAUUAUGAAAGAUUUAGGAAUCUUUAUGAUAGUUUAUAAUUAGAAGAUCUAAGUGUUUUAUAAAUGAAAUGUUUUAGUUGUAAUUCCAAAAAUCAUAGAGUACUUUAAUGUCCCUUAUUACAUUAUAUACCUGACAAAGAAUUAAUUUUAAAAAGAUAUUGUUACAGUGAGUUAUAAAAUAGAAAUUCUAAAUAUGAGAGAAAUCCUUUUAGACAGAGAGGAUACUUUGCAGCUCGUUUUGAUUAAGAAGUAAUUGAAUAAGAAGCAAAUUCAUUUAAUAAUAAUAAUUGGAAAUGGGCAGAAUUUUAUGAAGAACCAGAAGAAGAUUAAUUAAAAAAAAGUGAUAUUCAAUAAUAAUAAUCAAUAGGACCAAUUUUAGAAUAAAGUACUUUAAAUUUAUAAGCAUAAUUAUAAUAAUCACAAAACAUCAUUAAUACCAUAUAACAAGUGUCUGAUUAAUCUUCUAAAAUCAAUUUGGAACCACCAUAAAUAAAGAAAAAAGCCACUUUAUUCAAAUAAAGAACAAAAACAAUUGAAUUAUUAGACAUUGAUGAUAAAUAAUUAAAAGCAUCACUUAUGAGUAAAGCAAGAAACUAAAAUAUUUUUAAUAAUAAUCUUAUGAUAAUAAAAGAAGAAGAUAAUCAAGAAAAUUCUCCAAAAGAAAAACAGUCUUAAAGUAGGGCAUCAUUUAGUUUAGAUUUAUAUAGAAAGAAACCUAAAGAAAGUAUUCAAAAAAUGAAGAAAGUAGUUUCAAUGAUUACAAAUAUGAAUAGAAUGAAGAAAAGAUAAAAAUUAAAAAAGGAAACAAAAUCAAUUGUCAAUUAAUUCUUAGAAGUAAUUCAAUCUUAGCAGUUUCUAAAGGCAAUAUAAUCAAAAGUAAGAAUAAGAAUAAAACAAAUUAAGGAUGGAAAAAAACAAAUAUUAUAAGAAAAAGAUAUUUAAGAUACAAUGUUGUUAGAAAUUAAAUUAAAAAUGUAAAUAGAGUAAUUAAAUGAAUAUUAAAAAAAGGAUUAAGAGUUAGUAAUGGAAUCAUAUAAAAAAUAUAAAUACUAUUAAAUUUAAAAUAAUUUAGAUUCAAUCUUAGAAAAGAUAUACUUUUAUAAAUAAUAGUAUACAUUAAAUAAUGAAUUAAAAAAUUAUCAAUCUAAACUAUUAAAAUAUAUGAUUUAUCCAGAAAUAUUUUUUGAAAAAUAUAGAUAUUAAUAAGUAAUAAUUCCUAAAUUUGAAAUUGAAGAAUCUAGAAGAGGAUCAGAAUAAGAUUUUGAAAAUACAUUAAAACGAAGUCGUAUGCUAAAAAAGAGUUUUAGAAACUUAAAGUUAUCUCAAAUCAGACCAAUGUCAGAUGGAACUGGAAAAUUUCAGAUGUGA
Messenger RNA from Paramecium pentaurelia, 3439 nucleotides. NCBI's taxonomy places the organism in Eukaryota, Ciliophora, Oligohymenophorea, Peniculida, Parameciidae. The record is from the annotation of a GenBank genome assembly.